AUGAUAAAGAAGAAUGAUCAGAAAAAGCAGACACGUAUGGGCAAUCACAGCUCGAAACAUAACAAACCAAAGAUACCACAGGCCAAGUCCCCUGAACCCGAGCCGAAAAAGCAAGGACCACUUGUUCCUCAAUUUAAAGAACCGGAAAACCAAGGACAAGAUCCUCGCAAGUGGACGCCCGAAACUAAAACACCACAGACCCCUCCACCUGUUGUCAAAGCAGACCCUCCAAAACGUGUCGAUGCGACACCGCCUCAAAUCCAACAAAAACCGCCACCAACAACUCAAAAAGAGAAAGAAAAAGAAAAAAAAGUCGAUCCUCCAAAGGAAACACACACGCAAAACACGGUCGAAGCAGACUUCAAUAAAUUUCUUGAGGAGGGUAAAGACCAUAUCUCAGUGGGUACUAUUACAAGCUUCUUUGCAGAAAUUGGAAUUGACGAAGAAAAUAUCGGAGGGUUACAAGCACUGUGGGUCAUGUGGAAAUUAGGGAGUGUCGAGAUGGGUGUGAUAACACUGCAAAAGUAUAUCAACGGGAUGAGUGACCUCCACGUCCAAAGCUUACAACAACUCAAAGAAGUGAUACCAAAAAAACUCCCACAAGACUUGAGAAGUAAACCCAUCGAACUGAAGAAGUUCCUUUCCUUUGCUUUCACUUACAACUUGGAGAAAUCAAAGCAACUCGAUAAGGAGACAACUUCAGAGUUAUUGGCUCUGUUCUACCCAGACAAACCAAAGCAAAUCACUAACUUUAUGAAGUUUUUAAACCAACCGAAGUCACAGAUGUUGAGAAAAGACGAGUGGCUGAUGUUGUAUGACUUCUUUAACAACAUUAAAGAGGAUCUUUCAAAUUACCAGAUGGAUACCACGUGGCCAAUCAUGUUCGACGACUACGUAGAAUGGAAGAAGGCACAGAAAGAGUAA
This is a messenger RNA of Entamoeba invadens IP1, 924 nucleotides long. RefSeq lists its product as hypothetical. The coding region runs from base 1 to 924 and encodes 307 amino acids. Gene Ontology annotation, biological process: protein neddylation; positive regulation of ubiquitin-protein transferase activity. NCBI's taxonomy places the organism in Eukaryota, Evosea, Mastigamoebida, Endamoebidae. The record is from RefSeq and is a predicted model, not a curated record. Gene Ontology annotation, cellular component: ubiquitin ligase complex. The transcript is spliced from 2 exons. Gene Ontology annotation, molecular function: ubiquitin conjugating enzyme binding; cullin family protein binding; ubiquitin-like protein binding.